UCCCUCACACAUUCUCUUCUUUCUUUUCUCUACCUACCUCCUUUCCUCUCUCACUCAACGCCUUCACCAAAAAAGGAAAAUCACUCACUUUUGCAUGGCUAAUAAAUACACGCCGAAGAACAUCCUCAUAACCGGAGCUGCUGGCUUCAUUGCCUCCCAUGUCUGCAACCGUCUCAUCCGCAACUACCCAGACUACAAAAUUGUGGUCCUUGACAAGCUUGAUUACUGCUCAAGCUUGAAGAACCUGGACCGUUCACGCUCAUCUCCCAACUUCAAGUUCAUCAAGGGAGAUAUUGCAAGUGCUGAUCUGGUUCAUUUUAUCCUACAGACUGAAUUCAUUGAUACCAUCAUGCACUUUGCAGCCCAGACUCAUGUUGACAACUCCUUCGGUAACAGUUUUGAGUUCACCAAAAACAACAUUUAUGGAACUCAUGUUCUCCUGGAAGCUUGCAAAGUCACUGGCCAAAUCAAGAGGUUCAUCCAUGUAAGCACGGAUGAGGUUUACGGCGAGACGGAUGAAGAUGCUGUGGUGGGAAACCAUGAGGCUUCUCAGCUCCUCCCGACCAACCCAUAUUCCGCCACUAAAGCCGGAGCAGAGAUGCUGGUGAUGGCUUAUGGACGCUCAUAUGGUCUGCCUGUGAUAACUACACGAGGGAAUAAUGUUUAUGGGACCAAUCAGUUCCCUGAAAAACUGAUUCCCAAGUUCAUCCUACUGGCAAUGAAUGGAAAGAUUCUUCCAAUUCAUGGGGAUGGAUCAAAUGUGAGGAGUUAUCUGUAUUGUGAGGAUGUUGCAGAGGCCUUUGAAGUCAUUCUACACAGAGGUGAAGUUGGCCAUGUGUACAAUAUAGGCACAAAGAAAGAAAGAAGAGUGUUUGAUGUGGCCAGGGAUAUUUGCAGGCUGUUUAACUUGGAUCCUGAAAGCCAGAUCAAGUUUGUGGAGAAUCGUCCUUUCAAUGACCAAAGAUAUUUCUUGGAUGAUCAAAAGCUGAAAAGCUUGGGAUGGUAUGAAAGAACCACAUGGGAGGAAGGUCUCAAGAAAACUAUGGAAUGGUAUGUUAGCAACCCUGAUUGGUGGGGUGAUGUCUCUGGUGCGCUGCUACCCCAUCCUAGAAUGCUCAUGCUGCCUGGAAUUGAAAGGCAAUUCAAUGCCCCUGAUUCGAGCAAUUCAGGUUUAGGUUCGGCCCCUGUGACAAACAAGUUCAAUCAAAGCAGGAUGUUGGUUCCAUCUCCAAAGCACAAUAUACCAUCUCAAAAGCCAUCUCUCAAGUUUUUGAUUUACGGCAGAACAGGUUGGAUAGGGGGACUUCUUGGGAAGCUCUGUGAGAAACAAGGCAUACCUUUCGAGUACGGGAAAGGGAGGUUGGAGCAACGUUCACAGCUUUUGGAUGAUAUCCAAACUGUUAAGCCAACCCAUGUGUUCAAUGCAGCUGGUGUGACGGGUAGACCAAAUGUGGAUUGGUGUGAAACUCAUAAGCCCGAAACCAUAAGAACCAAUGUUGUUGGUACAUUAACCUUGGCUGACAUCUGUAGGGAACAUGACCUCCUCAUGAUCAAUUAUGCUACUGGUUGUAUCUUUGAAUAUGAUGCCACUCAUCCUUUAGGAACCGGAGUCAGUUUCAAGGAGGAAGAUAAGCCCAAUUUCACUGGUUCCUUCUAUUCAAAAACCAAAGCCGUGGUUGAAGAGCUUUUGAGGGAAUUUGACAAUGUAUGCACACUCAGAGUUCGGAUGCCUAUAUCCUCAGAUCUGAGCAACCCACGGAACUUUAUCACAAAGAUCACUCGAUACAACAAGGUGGUUGACAUUUCCAACAGCAUGACCAUAUUAGAUGAGCUUCUACCAGUUUCAAUAGAGAUGGCCAAAAGGAACUUGAGGGGCAUAUGGAACUUCACAAACCCUGGUGUUGUGAGCCACAAUGAGAUACUGCAAAUGUACAAGGACUACAUUGACCCAAAUUUCAACUGGGUUAAUUUCAGCUUGCAAGAACAGGCCAAGGUCAUUGUUGCACCCAGGAGCAACAAUGAACUCGAUGCAUCUAAGCUAAAGAAUGAGUUCCCUGAGUUACUGUCUAUCAAGGAUUCACUCAUCAAAUAUGUCUUUGAACCCAACAGGAAAACCUUUGCUUGGGAACUCUCAAACUAAGAACCAUAACCAUAAGCCUCCUCAUCCAGGUGGUGUUGUUUGUUAUUAUUAUAAUUUGGCCAUUGUCUAAGGUGGCUUGUUACACCCCCCCCAUGUACUUGGGGUUUUAUGUUGUUGUCGACCACUGAAUAAAGUUACUUUAUUAUUGUACUCCA
Molecule: messenger RNA, 2295 nt
Organism: Gossypium raimondii (Peruvian cotton)
Lineage: Eukaryota; Viridiplantae; Streptophyta; Magnoliopsida; Malvales; Malvaceae
Product: trifunctional UDP-glucose 4,6-dehydratase/UDP-4-keto-6-deoxy-D-glucose 3,5-epimerase/UDP-4-keto-L-rhamnose-reductase RHM1
Exons: 3
Coding region: 95-2140 (681 amino acids)
Biological process (GO): auxin export across the plasma membrane; flavonol biosynthetic process; UDP-rhamnose biosynthetic process
Molecular function (GO): UDP-glucose 4,6-dehydratase activity; dTDP-glucose 4,6-dehydratase activity; UDP-L-rhamnose synthase activity
Source: RefSeq, a predicted model, not a curated record